Molecule: messenger RNA, 899 nt
Organism: Talaromyces proteolyticus
Lineage: Eukaryota; Fungi; Ascomycota; Eurotiomycetes; Eurotiales; Trichocomaceae
Exons: 2
Coding region: 154-465 (103 amino acids)
Source: RefSeq, a predicted model, not a curated record
UCGACACGCUCACCAACCUUUCGCUUGAUCAUCCCACUAUCGCUAUCCAUCAUCGCCAUUGUCAUUGUUAUAGUCACCGUCAUUGUCCCUGCAGUUGGCACUGCUCCUGCCGUCGUAUCGUUGUGAUAAAAGCUUCACUACUUAAAACUGAAAAUGUCCUCGAAAUUCGUCGAGAUCCUCGAGGACGACGGUGAAACCGUCGCCCAGCGCAAAAUGUGCGAUUCCGACGUCAAACUCGAAGACGUCUUGGCUGACCACGAGGCCACUGUCAAUCGAUCGCGCUCAUCCACCCAGUCGUCCAGCAAGAGCCAGGAAUCCCCGCCAUGGAGUCGCGAUGGUCAAGACUCCAAUGCCUCGUCCACGUCGACCUCGUCAUCAACAAGCUCGAAUACGUCGCCGACGUCACCUUUACCGAAAAUCAAGCGACUCAGAAAAUUCACUUUGACCGGCGGUUUUUCGCGUUAAACACUCUACUUCUUGUGAUGACUCGCUCUGAUGAUCUGGAUUACUGCACGCUCGCAACUAGACUGGAAUGAUCGGCAGUCAAACACACCAAUAUCUACUCUUACACGAUUAAUAUACGAACAUUUUCAUGACAGCAGGCUUUAUUUAUCUGGCUUACGAACAUCACCUACCCUAUCUAACGAAACAUGUUUACACGAAAAUUGCUUAUUCACUGUUUUGAUACCCUUCCCCACAUGUUCGUCAACUCGCCCGAAUCGACGCCAUUUGAAAUCACAGGCAUAUGGUCAAACAAGAUUGUGUAUAUAUCCUAGAAUCUGCCUGCAUUUAUUACGCUAACAACGAUGACCAUGGCGUUGUUAUUGUAUUUACCAGUAUCUAUAGACUUGCUUCCAAAAAUACAGCUCCAUCUUCAUUCCAUUAAAAAACCUCGCUUU